This is a messenger RNA of Spinacia oleracea (spinach), 1710 nucleotides long. RefSeq lists its product as uncharacterized. The record is from RefSeq and is a predicted model, not a curated record. The transcript is spliced from 4 exons. Bases 1 to 1431 code for a protein of 476 amino acids. NCBI's taxonomy places the organism in Eukaryota, Viridiplantae, Streptophyta, Magnoliopsida, Caryophyllales, Amaranthaceae.
AUGGUUGAGGUUCUCUCCUACACUAAAGUAGUUGUUGGAAGAAGUGUAGGUUUGUGUGCGGAGGGGAACUUCAUCUCUUUUGGAUGUGGGCUUGGAGAAUGUUGGUUUAGUAGUCUGAUGAGGGAAAGAACAAAUGUUAGGAAAGACGUACAUACUAUACUAAUCAAGGGUGUUUUACGAAUGAUACAGGGGAGUAAGAGGACUAUGGAUUUUCUGGAACUUGAAACACAGCAGCUGUUACACAAUUUUGAGGAGUUUGAAAGAGAGUUUUUAGCACCUUAUGAUUCAGAGUCAGUAACAAAGCUGAAUUCAGGAAAAAAUAUGUCUUGGAUAGAAGAAAUGGAGCAGGAAUUUGUUUCAAAUCAGCUGAAUGUCAGAAAGUUUCAGGCUUCAGGUUCCAACCCAUCAAUAUGGAAGCAGCUUGAGAUGUUGUCCAACCAAAUUCAUGAAACUUCAGACCUCAACCCACCACCACUGAUACAAGGCUUGGAUGUCGAGUUCCCUAAUCAAGCCAACGAUUCUAAUGACCCAUUAAUCUUCCCAGUUUCCUUAAGCUCUGACCUUAUAAUGAAACCCUGUAAUGAAGAGAACCUAAACAAGAACAUCGAUUAUAUUGAGCUGAGUGACACUACUACUACUACUACUACUACUACUACUACUACUACUACUACUACUACUGAGUCCUCAGAUUUCAGCCUAAAGAACCUAAACAUGGAUAUCGAAUCAGCAACUCAAAUUCACAACAUUGCAUAUCCGCCCACACCAUCAUUAACACUACUGGAAGAGUUGGGUUAUGAGCUAACUAAAGAAAUGAACUACACUAAUGAUCCACUAAUCAUAGGAUCCUCAUGUUCAGUACCUCCUGAUGACCUAAUUAACUUGGAUGAAUAUCAUCUUCCACCAUUGGAUCCUUCAUUCUUAGCAUGUAUUGAUUUUGAGAUACCAGCUAGUCUACAAAUGGAAAUGGACAAGACAUCUCACAUAAACAAAGCCACUACUGAUUAUGGAGAUGAAUUUGCUAAGAAAGUGGAUGGAAAUUUGAGGAUUCUUCAACAAACAAUCAAGAGAACAAGCCAGUGUAGCGACAUAAGGGAGAAAGGGAUAUGUUGUGGAGGCAAAUGCUGGAGGUAUGUGGAGAGCAAGUUGAGUUCCAUGCAAAAUAUCCCUAGAGGAAGGAAGAGAAAAGGCUUUGAGCUUACGCCUGAUCAAAUUAGCCUUACAAAACAGCGUCAAAAGAUCAGAAACAGAGAAUCUGCUGCUGCUGCUUACAAAAAAAUAAAGGCUCACAUCGAAAAGCUAGAAACGCAAAUUAUGGAACUUAAGACAGAGAAUAAGCUAAGAAGAAACUUGAUAAAGUUUAUGGAAGGUGCUUCUCAAAUACCACCGGAGAAGCGAUCUUUUGGUAUUAGAACCACAUCAGGAUCUAUAUGAGUAUAUGACAUUCACAGUAAACUGAAGAAACACUUGGCCUAAGCUAGUGUUAUUGUUAAAGGAGCCAAGGAAGCAAGAUACAUACUAGUGAUGCAUUGUUACCAUCAAAUAGUACGAUAACACCUACUUGACACUGCUAAUCUUAACUCUUAAACUUCCUGAGGUUAAUUAGUGAUGUACGAGUAAACAUAAAAAUAAAAAAAAAACAUUAUUUCACAAGUCCAAAAACUCGUAUUUGAAAGGUGCAUAGCAUGCUAUUAGAUUAAAAUUAUACCACAU